UUUCAUUAAAAAUAUUUUCAUUGCUGCAUUUUACCUCAUGCUUCUGCAAUACUUGUUAAUUAUUAAAAACCAAGUGACACACAUUGGUUGUAGAUCCAGGCCUUAUCUAAUGAGAUAAAAGGUGACUGCAGCAAUCAUACAGAACACAAUCAGGAACCAGAAGCUGAAAUACUUUAUUACGAUCUUCCUGUUAAACUAUGAAGAGGGACUGAGAGAUGUUUAGAAUAUCUGAUUGUGUGUCUGUUGGAGCAGCUAUUUGUACGGAAAAGAUUUCAAAAAUCAUAUUCUUUUUCCUACAGAGACAGUCAAACUUUUCUAAACCAUGAUCUUCAGCUAAAAAGAGGGCCAUUGAGAGAACUGAAGUUCUGUGGCAUUUGGACUGAUCUUGCACAGGACCAGGCAUGCAACUUUUCAGAAGAAUAAUUUGGGGCCAAGACUAUGCAAGAAUAAAUAAAAAUGAGAUCCAGACAGCUGUGAGGAAAGAAGAAAUAUUUUUUCCAAAAAGCCUUUAGGGGCAGCUGCAGAGAAAUGGGAUUCAAGGAAACUGCUUGCUCAAUGGACAAACUUCAGAGAUGGACUGGGCUGAUUAUCACUCUGAUGGUCUACCUAACAGAUCCUGGCUUUGGCUAUGCCAUCGUAGAAGGCCCUCAAAAUUUAACAGUUGUUGUAGGUUCAGUGGCUCGAUUUAGCUGCACAGUAUCAGAUGGGUGGAAAAUUUUGAUAUGGCUUUUCAAUGGAAAUCCUAAGCUGUCCGUGUUGAGUACUGGAGAAACCAUUGUAACAGAUGAGCAAUAUACUCAGAAAGGUUCUAACAUAAGUAGUAGCAGAUUUACUUCAGAGCUGAUGAUCCAUAAUGUUCAGCUGACAAAUUCUGGACAGAUCAGAUGUAGCCUCCAGAACAAUGACAAUAGAUAUGCAUUUCUUUCUGUACAAAUAGGAUGUGAUAAUGAAGAUUGGCGAAUCCGAACUAUAAUUUUAGCUGUUGUGUUGUCAGUUGCUCUUUUACUCCUUCUGAUCCUUAUUAUUCUCCUUAUUAUAUGUUGCUGCAAAAGAAGGAAAGAGUCCAACUAUCAAAGUGAGCUAAGAAAUAUUUCAUGGAAGAAAGAAAAAGGUAGAAAUUUGGAAACUGUGAGUCACCGUGGAAAGGAAAACUAUGGCUACAGUGCAGAGCAAAUGCCACGAGAUCACACUUCCUUCCCAGUUACAGAAAUUGUUUAUGAUACAAAGAAAGAUCUGAGUGUGAGCUCUUCAUCAGAGGUGUUGAAAAACGAAUUUCAAGCAGGAAGACUUCCUUCAAGAACUAAUGUUUAUCCAAUUAAUCCAGUCAAAAUCAGAAAUGUGACACUAAUAUAGGAAAACAGUUACAUAGCUAUAUCAUUUCUUAAAAUUUCCUCAUUUAUUUGAAAAUCAUCAAUUUAAUAAUCUCUGAGGAAUUUUAAUGAAGAAGCCACUGCUGUUUCCCCAUAAAACAGAAUGAAUUUCUCUUAAAAUAUUUAUUUUCUGUCUACUUUAAAAUUUAUUGUAAACUAGUGGAAGUUUCACUAUCACCUUUGACCUGUUAAUUCAAAAUAAGAGUUUGUUUAAUUAUCAUCUCUUUUUGUGUAAUUGUCAUAUUCUAAAUCAUAAGAUCCAUGAUGUUAAUUUUAUUUUUAAAAUGCAAGCCCUUUGAUUUAAGAUUAACAUUAAGGUUGCAUAUUCAUAUAUUUCUGGUUGCAAACAUCAUACAGUGAUGACAUGACAACAGAAAGUCCUGCAAGGAUAUGUACCAUUCAUAUUUAAAAUAAAUCCAACAUGGAUUUCCAUGAGAGCAGAUAUAAAAGCUUAAAUAAAAUGGAAUCCAUUGUGACAUGGCAUUGAAUAGAUUUAGUGCUAUUGAUCCUUCUCCAGACAAAAAAUGCACACCUAGCAUGAUUUGUUUGCAAAAGAUUAUGUAAGAUAGUAUAUACUUGAAAUUUGCAUUAAAAAGUAUAAUGUAUAGUGAUUUACAUUUUAAAAAUUCUCUAGUUGUGUAUUUUUUAAAAAAAGAUUCUAUCCCAAUAAUUAAAUUAGAAUAAGUAUGCAGUAAAAUACACAUAACAAUAUAUUUCCAAUAUAUUUGGAGAAACUUGUGUUAAAUACAUAUGUUGAAAAGCUUUGUUACAUAUGUAAGUAUGUGUUUAAAUUAUAUUUAUUAGGGGAUAUUGCAUAUAGAAGCUCCAUAUUAAGUAAAGUUUAAAUGACAAAUCAGAAUAGAUAUAUUUAUUUUGUUAAACAAGCAUUGAAACUGUUAAUAUUUCUGAUAUUAAGUGCUAAGCAACUUAACUUCCUCAAGUUUCACUUAGUACUAAAGUAUGUUAUCACUUUAAUUACAUUUUUUUAUUAUUUACUUUACUUAUUAAACUAAAUGCUGACUUUCUCUGUGUUAGACACCUGUCAUUUAAGAACAUAGUUAGAAGUAAGAGUUAUUAAAAUUGAUUGGGCUUGUCUCCAUUAAUAAGUUAAAGUUCUCAAACCACUUUUUCCUUCUUCAUUUCAAAGAUUUUUUGAAAAUCUUUGCAUAAAGUAAUUGUGAUUAUUACAAGUGCAUUUUAUAUUAUUGAAUUGCCAAAUAAAAGGUACUUAAUUUUCA
Messenger RNA from Pantherophis guttatus, 2608 nucleotides. Lineage: Eukaryota; Metazoa; Chordata; Lepidosauria; Squamata; Colubridae. The record is from RefSeq and is a predicted model, not a curated record.